AUGAAUACCAUGGACAACCGCCCACAGGCUUUUAAUAGUCAACGGCGCGAGCAGCGCCACACUGACGAUGGAUCGACGAACACGUUCCUACCCACUUCCUCAGGCAACUUCUUAUUAGCAGAUGCUCAUGGCCAAUUUACCUUUUCUGCAGAACCGACUUCCAUGGUCGACUAUAGCUCUAUGACCGGACCCACUGGCCAGGAAACUGUCUUCACUCCAAAUACUGGAUCGUCUUUCGACUCUUCCUUGCACCCUGAUGUUAUCAGCCAGACGUACCCUCCUGCCAACGUGUAUAUGCAGGCGAACAACUACAGUCUUUCUCCACAUAGUCGGAACGGUCACAGCAUUUCACCCUCCCACUCUGUGGACCAUCUCAGCCCUGAGGCUGGGUACAUGAGCGACCCAAGCUAUCACGACCUGAGCAACUAUGCGACUCCCUCGUUCAACGGCCAAUUUCUUGACGAGUCUUUCCAGCAACUGAACUUCGCGGACCACGUCGCACCUCAAGCAUUCCCUCCAUACCAAGGCGAAGUGGACAUGAACAUGUUGGCCAGUAAUACCCUGGCUACAUACAAUGCUCAGGCGCCUACUAUUCCAAGCAACGCACGGUUAGAAUCUCAUUCCCAACUUUUGUCGCCCUGUCCAACCAACAAUUCUAGUCCUGUUGUAACAGACGAGACGUCGAGGAACGCAAACUUUCCUAACGUCCAUUAUACGGGCCUCGAAUACAAUACCUCAUCCACCCCGCCUAGUCGGACUGCACCACUCCAGCACUCGACUCCAAUCAAACAGCAGCAGCAGCAGCAACAACAAAGUCCAGCCCUGACGAACAGCCCCAGCAACAUGUCUCUUGCCAAUCCUCAGCCCCGUGCAACCCACCUGACAAGCCCUAUCGUUCGAGUAGAGAAUUAUGGCGGACGAGACUCGCCUUCCCAUUCCGAUGUUAGCAGACCCAUGAGCAAGCGCAGUCAUGGUAGUCGCCGCUCGGGUAACCAUCUCUCCCCUUUCCCCAACGACGAAUCCUCGGAUGAUGGUGAUGAUGAUGACAUGCAACAACAAGUGCGAGUCCAGCCUGUUGUUCGGAGUGCCCAGCGCAACGAAGAUGGAUCAUGGAUGAUCAGUCCGGCGUCCGGUCAGGGGGGACUCACGCCAGACGAUCGUGACGCGAUGGGCGAUGCAUGGGUUCCCAGUCUCGACGAGAUUGCUGAUAAAAGGAAGCAAGAGGAGAAGAAGCUUGAUGUCCAUGAUUGGCUUUCCAAAAGUGAGGUGGGCAGUGAGACGGGAGACGCAGCUCCUUCAACAAAUCUGCUGAAACCAUUCACCACUCGACGAAGGGCAAAGAGCACAAAUGAUGCUCAUGGCCGACAAGUCGUCGGGCCCGGCUAUGGACUUGGUGUGCGUACUGAUUUCGAUCGGAUCGACGACUCAGGUGUUCCCGGUCCGGGACUUUACAUAGACGAACGCAGCGAAAAUGAUGAUGAAAGCGACGAUGGCGACGAAGUACCCGAAUCACCGCCAGCCGAAGUCAGUGUUGUUGCUAGUCAGGCUGAUAAUGAGGUGUCGUACUUCCCUCCUCUCCAGCAUGGUGGCUUGGUAGGUACUAUUGUCCGCCCAUGGGUCGAUGUGCCUUCACAACCACCAACAUCAACAACACGCUACCAACCUCCCACUUCGAGCGCCGCAAUGAUGCGAUUCCGUAUCCGAGCUAAGGACGUGGAGUCGGCAUCGCUCGCGGCUACCGUUGGGUCACGGCGUCUCAGCGAGUCUGACUUGGGCAGUAUUAGAGCCGCCCCAGGUGUCGUUAAGGUCAUCGAACCGGAUCUCAAGAAGCAAAAGGACAGACAAAGACGCCCUAGCUUUUUAGAGAACAUUCUCCCUACGCGUAAACCUACCAACCUCCUGAAGCGUAAAGGCAGCAUUCCCGUACAGCCACCGUCUCAAGAAAAUAUAAUUGAGAAGCCUAAAGAGCCUGUGAUGGAAAAGCCAAAGCGGAUGGGGAGUUGGGGCCGGCCGAAAUCACCACGGUUGGAUACGACCGUUGCAAUCCAAGGGCGGGACGUCGGACCUCCAAGUUCUACAGGACUGACGCCAAACACCGGAACUUGGUAUCAGGGCGCCAGAAACGCAAUUAGGCGGAGUAGAAGCCGAAGCGAUAUAGGCAAAUCCCCAGGUCUAGCUGAGCUUAUGACUCAACACGGCGGUCCGCCGAUGCCGAUGCUUGCUUCACCACUAGCAGAGACAGAAGCCACCAAGCCAUCAGCACAGCCAAGUCCGACCGGGGAUGACGAUGAGGACGACAUUCAAGAUGCAAUCACCAUGAACCUUGAGGUUCGUUCCGACCCUAUCAUACCAACACCCGAGGGUUUCAAGACGCACGCUAGACAGCUCAACCCGCGAUUGACGGAUUACAUGGUUGAACGCAUCACGCAAGAACAAGUCAGACGAUAUAAGCGCUUACUUGAGUUUAAGGUGAAGCAUCGAAUUGCGGUUGAAAGUGGGAAAUGCUUGUCUAACGGCUCUUCUCACAAGUUCUGCACUGAACUUGGUGGAGAUUCUAAACAACUGACUCCUAAGGCGGGAAACAAGGAUGGCGAAGCGCCAUUCCUUGGAUUCCAAAUUACGGCACCCGGGUCUGAUGACGAUGACGGCGAAGCUCCGGCGGAGGGAACGCUCGCCGCUGCUGGAUUCCCCUCUGGUGUUCCCCUGCCUCCGGUCAAACGACUUCCUGCCGAAUUCGAAUGUCCGCUAUGCUUCAAAGUAAAGAAGUUCUACAAACCGUCUGACUGGACGAAACAUGUGCAUGAGGAUGUCCAGCCGUUCACGUGCACUUUUCCUAACUGUGGAGAGCCCAAGUCCUUCAAACGCAAAGCCGAUUGGGUCAGGCAUGAAAAUGAGCGUCAUCGACAGUUGGAACACUGGACGUGCCAAAUCGCUGAUUGCAACCACACGUGUUACCGGAAGGAUAAUUUCGUUCAGCAUCUCGUGCGAGAGCAUAAGAUCGCAGAACCGCGACAGCGCACUGGGAAGGGCGUAAUCAAAGACGCACCCGGGAAUGCGGAUUCAGAUGACAUCUGGGGACUGGUAGCUCGGUGCCGCCGUGACACGACGAAGCAGCCCAAAGAUGAACCGUGUCGAUUCUGUGGAAAUAUUUGCACCAGUUGGAAGAAACUUACAGUUCAUCUCGCAAAGCACAUGGAGCAGAUUAGCAUGCCAAUUCUGCCUCUUGUAGACCAAAAGCAGAUCAGCGCCGACACUGUCAUUAGCCCGGUGGUCGAGAUGCCGGAAACUCGCAAGCUUUCGGCCACGCCGAACCGAUCGCCCGUAGAUAACCCUUCCCGCUACAAUCCGAACUCUACCCUGGCGCCGGGAAUUGACCCUUCAUAUGGACAGUAUCCCUCCGAUACGCCUGGUGCAGCAUCGAGUGUGAUGCACACAUAUCCGCCCCCACAGAUGGUGCCGUAUAAAAGCGGGCAAGAACAAUUGCCGAGUGGCAACUAUGCAAACUAUGCUAUGCAAAACAGUCACAACUAUUCUGGCAGGACAUACCCUGGGUUACAAGAGCCUGCAAAAGCUAGGGGCGCAUAUGUCAACAACCUCCAGAUUCCAAACCAGCAAUACAUGAACGGCAACAUGCAGAAUGGAGUCAGUCGGUUCCCCAUCUCGCCCGUGUCCGCGGUUGGGCAGCAGCCGCCAAUAUUCAAUACUUCUCCCGUGGACACAACCCCUUUUUCGACGGACACGAUGGCGUCGACAUACUUCACGCAAGAGCCGCAGAGCCUGGGCUCAAACGGAAUGACUGACAUGAGCGGUUUUGAUGCAACGAACCCCAUGCAGUAUCAGCAGCCUGCUGCGUACCCAGACAUGGGAUACAUGACUGCGCCGCAGCGCAACUAUCAGUAUCAGGCACAGUAA
Messenger RNA from Didymosphaeria variabile, 3912 nucleotides. RefSeq lists its product as uncharacterized. The record is from RefSeq and is a predicted model, not a curated record. The transcript is spliced from 2 exons. Lineage: Eukaryota; Fungi; Ascomycota; Dothideomycetes; Pleosporales; Didymosphaeriaceae. Bases 1 to 3912 code for a protein of 1303 amino acids.